AUGGCGUGGCGCCGCCGUAUCAUCUCCGAUCCUCGCGUGCAGACUCUCAGCGCGCGGAGGCACCACUCUCGCGGCGGCUUUCCUACUGUGGUUUAUAUUUCAAGAUACCUGGCGACUAAAGCGCAGGAGGCCGCGGAGUUGGUCCGACCCAAAACAAAUCGAGAGAGGAGUGGGGAUACGUGA
Messenger RNA from Penicillium cinerascens, 183 nucleotides. RefSeq lists its product as uncharacterized. Lineage: Eukaryota; Fungi; Ascomycota; Eurotiomycetes; Eurotiales; Aspergillaceae. The transcript has a single exon. The coding region runs from base 1 to 183 and encodes 60 amino acids. The record is from RefSeq and is a predicted model, not a curated record.